Messenger RNA from Juglans microcarpa x Juglans regia, 3261 nucleotides. RefSeq names its product probable RNA-dependent RNA polymerase 1. Lineage: Eukaryota; Viridiplantae; Streptophyta; Magnoliopsida; Fagales; Juglandaceae. Gene Ontology annotation, molecular function: RNA-directed RNA polymerase activity. Bases 60 to 3059 code for a protein of 999 amino acids. The transcript is spliced from 5 exons. Gene Ontology annotation, cellular component: nuclear RNA-directed RNA polymerase complex. Gene Ontology annotation, biological process: siRNA processing. The record is from RefSeq and is a predicted model, not a curated record.
AAGCUUGCGACUUUAGUUUGAUACUGUACCAGAGCCAAAGAUCUUUCUAUAUAUAUAGCAUGGAGAAUAUACUAGCGAUGCACUUUGGAAAUCAGGUUUCGAGGGACAGCUUUUCUGUGCUUUGGAAACAGGAAGAUGUCUUUGGAAAUUUUGAUUUCAAAAACGAAAAAUUGUACUUCCUUUUUUCCGCAGAGUACAAGUUUGAAAUCUCUUAUGAGAACAUUUCGAAGAUUGAGCUAUAUCGUCCACGUGCUCAAGCAACACAGUUUAUUCUCAUUCAGUUACUUGGUGCUCCAAGGAUAUAUGUGAAAGAUGUAUCUGAGUGGGUCAGAGAAGUUGAUUUCACUCCAUCCAGCCGCAUAGGCCAAUCUUAUGCUCUAUGUUUAGAGCUUCCAAAAGAGAUGCAGCUUUCGGAAUUUCAUCUUGAUGAUUUUUUCCAUUAUAAAGAAAUUGAAGACCAAUUUGUAUUGAUGGAAGGCUCUCCUUACUCAUCCAGUUCAGGUCUUGUGCCCAUUGUGAAUCCAUCAACAGGCUUUGACCUGCCCUAUAAAAUAUUAUUUAAGAUUAACUCUUUGAUUCAGCAUGGGCGUGUUCCUGGGCCAGCAAUUGUUGACGAUCUUUAUAGGUUGGUCGAUCCAAUGAGAAUCAAAAUCCAGUACAUAGAAAGUGCCCUGGAAAAGCUUUUGAAUUUAAAGGACUGCUGCUAUGAACCUGUGAAAUGGCUCCAGGCGCAGUACAAAGGAUACGCAACAUCUACUCGAUUUCAAACAACUCCUGCUAUUUCUUUAGAUGAUGGGCUAGUAUAUAUACACAGGGUUCAAAUCACUCCAUCUAAAGUAUACUUCUGUGGUCCAGAGGUGAAUCUCUCUAACAGAGUCUUGCGCCAUUAUCCUGAAGAUAUUGAUAAUUUUCUGCGUGUUUCUUUUGUCGAUGAGGACUUGGAUAAAAUGCGCUCAAUAGCUUUAUCUCCACGUUCAUCAUCUAAAAAUGAGGACAAGCAAACAAGUGUUUAUGACAGGAUACUAUCCACUCUCAGAAAUGGAAUAGUUAUUGGGGAUAAGAAGUUUGAGUUUCUUGCCUAUUCAUCCAGUCAGGUACGAGAAAAUUCUGUUUGGAUGUUUGCUUCAAGACCUGGCUUGACUGCAGCAAGUAUUAGAGAAUGGAUGGGUGAUUUUCGAGAAAUAAGGAAUGUGGCAAAAUAUGGUGCAAGAUUGGGUCAGUCUUUUGGCUCUUCUAGAGAAACUGUCAGUGUUGGCAUAGAUGAAAUUGAAAUCAUUCCGGAUGUAGAAGUUAAGAAGGGACAAGUCACGUAUUGUUUCUCAGAUGGCAUAGGGAAGAUAUCUGCAGAAUUGGCUCGCGAAGUGGCAACAAAGUUAGGCUGUAGCCCUGUUCCAUCAGCAUUUCAGAUUCGAUAUGGUGGGUACAAAGGUGUUGUGGCUGUUGAUCCGACAUCAUCGGUAAAGUUGUCAUUGAGAAAGAAGAGCAUGUGUAAAUACAAAUCACAUGACACAAAACUCGAUGUUUUGGCAUGGAGUAAGUUUCAACCCUGUUUUCUCAAUCGACAGAUAGUAACUCUUUUGUCUAACCUAGGGGUUAAGGAUCGAGCUUUUCAAGAAAGGCAAAGGGAGGCUAUAGAUCAAUUGAAUGCCAUAUUAACAGAUCCUUUGAGGGCUCAGGAGGCAUUGGAAACGAUGUUCUCAGGAGAGAUCUCAAAAGUUCUGAAGGAAAUGCUUAUAUGUGGUUACAAACCAGAUGCUGAGCCAUUUCUUUCAAUAAUGCUUCAAACAUUCCGUGCAUCUAAGUUGAUGGACAUGCGGUUGAAAACAAGGAUUUUUAUUCCAAAUGGAAGAGCUUUGAUGGGAUGCAUGGACGAAACCAGGACAUUGGAAUAUGGUCAAGUAUUUCUACAAGUUUCCCGCUUUAGUAGGGAUCUGAGUAACCCAAAUAACUUCAUCUGUGAAGGUCGGGUGGUUGUUGCUAAAAACCCUUGUCUACACCCAGGAGAUGUGAGAGUCCUCGAAGCUGUGAACGUGCCAACUCUACAUCACAUGGUGGAUUGCAUUGUUUUUCCACAAAAGGGAAAAAGACCACAUCCAAAUGAAUGUUCGGGAAGUGAUUUAGAUGGAGACAUGUACUUCGUCUCUUGGGAUUGUGAUCUUAUUCCUCCUCGUCAAGUUAAACCUAUGGAAUAUACUGCAGCACCAACUGUGGAAGUCGAUCAUGAUGUUACAAUAGAGGAAGUAGAACAGUAUUUCACAGACUACAUAGUCAACGACAAUUUAGGAAUCAUCGAUAAUGCCCACGUCGUCUUUGCAGAUAGGGAGCGCAAAAAAGCAAUGAGCCCUAAAUGUAUGGAGCUUGCGAUGCUACACUCAAUUGCUGUUGACUUCCCAAAAACUGGUAUUGUAGCCGAAAUACCUCGUUAUCUACGCGUCAAAGAGUAUCCAGAUUUCAUGGAAAAGCCUAAUAGAAAGAGCUACAAAUCAAAAUCUGUUAUCGGAAAGCUUUUCCGAGAAGUGAAAGAUAUUGCAUCGCCCACGAGUCCUGUGGAAUCCUUCACUUUGGAGUUAGCAAAACAGCAUUAUGACCCAGAAAUGGAAGUAGACGGCUUUGAGAACUACCUCAACGAUGCUUUCAAACACAAAAGUGACUAUGAUUUCAAGUUGGGGAAUAUGAUGGAGCAUUAUGGAAUCCAAACUGAAGCCGAGAUUCUCAGUGGCAAUGUUUUGAAAAUGUCAAAACAUUUUGAUAGGAAGAGGGAUCUAGAUGCCAUUAAAUAUGCUGUAAAGUCAUUGAGAAUGGAAGCUAGGAACAGGUUCAACGAGGGAAUUGAUGUAGACGAAGGUACUGAUAGCGCAAAAGCAAAAGCAAAAGCAAAAGCAUCGGCAUGGUAUCAUGUCACAUAUCAUCAUACUUACUAUGGUUGCUACAACGAGGGAUUGAAUAGGACCCAUUUCCUCAGUUUUGCAUGGUGCGUCUAUGACCAGCUUGUGCAAAUCAAGAAGGAUAAAAGAGCAUAUAAUUUCUUGACAACUGCCAUUGACGCAGUAUCCAUUUAGGUCGAUGAAAGCAGCAGUUUUAUAUGACUACUUAUAUUUUACCUUUGUGUAGUAGUACUGUUAUUGGUAUUAAUUUGCUUGUAAAUACUCCAAGCAGGUGUUUGGGGCUUAAAAAUAUGUAUUAGUUUCUAUUGUAUUUGAAUACAUUUCCAGUUUGUAUCUUGUCAUUGAUUCUACAAUAUAUAAAAACUAGUCGCGAAUA